UUACUAUUGCACCAAGCUAUCAAUGACUGCACAAUGACAAGUUCAAGUGAAGGAGAAAUUUUACAAACAUCACAAAUUAUCAGAGAACGUUGGAAAAUUAAGGCUAAAGUUGGAGGAGGAGGUUUUGGUGAAAUAUACGAGGCUACCGAUCUCCAGAAUCGUAAUGAACGUGUUGCAGUAAAGGUUGAAUCUAGUAAAGCGACAAAACAGGUUCUCAAGAUGGAGGUCGCUGUUCUCAGAAGGCUUCAAGGAAAACGACAUGCAUGUAAAUUUUAUGGAUGUGGACGAAAUGAUAAAUUCAAUUAUUUAGUGAUGAGCCUUCAGGGGAAAAAUUUAGCGGAUCUAAGGAGAGAAUCACCUAAGCAGUCAUUUUCUUUAUCAACAACUAUUCGGCUUGGAAUUCAAAUAUUGAAUGCAAUUAGAGAGAUCCAUUCCAUUGGUUUUUUGCAUCGGGAUAUUAAACCUUCGAAUUUCUCUAUGGGUCGUACUCCAUUAACUAUGAGACAGGUUUAUAUGUUAGACUUUGGCUUGGCUAGGCAAUUUUUGAAUGCAAAAGGUGAAAUAAGAACUCCACGAAGUGCUGCUGGUUUCAGAGGAACAGUACGAUAUGCAGCUGUUUCUGCUCACAAGAAUAAGGAUUUAAGUUGA
This is a messenger RNA of Dracunculus medinensis (Guinea worm), 648 nucleotides long. The record is from the annotation of a GenBank genome assembly. Lineage: Eukaryota; Metazoa; Nematoda; Chromadorea; Rhabditida; Dracunculidae.